This is a messenger RNA of Babjeviella inositovora NRRL Y-12698, 1413 nucleotides long. RefSeq names its product phosphoinositide 5-phosphatase. Bases 1 to 1413 code for a protein of 470 amino acids. Gene Ontology annotation, molecular function: phosphatidylinositol-4,5-bisphosphate 5-phosphatase activity. Lineage: Eukaryota; Fungi; Ascomycota; Pichiomycetes; Serinales. The transcript has a single exon. The record is from RefSeq and is a predicted model, not a curated record. Gene Ontology annotation, biological process: phosphatidylinositol dephosphorylation.
AUGUCCGAAUCACAGUCUGAAAUUCCGUUGUAUCUCUUUACAUACAACGUCAACAAGAGAGCCCAGUCUCCGGAGAGUCUUGGCUCCAAGUUGAUUGCGUCUCUUCCAAAGCAACCACCUAAGCUUCUCGUCUUUGGCUUUGAGGAAUUGUGCUCAGUCUACGAGAGUUUUUUUCCAGUGAGUUCCUUGCAACACUUAGGCAGCUUGGAAACCAUCGUGCUUGAGGCCUUGUCCAAGCAAUACUCCGAGAAGAGCCUCCAAAUCGAGACCAUUGCCAAGUUUACGCACGGGGCGUUGGGCCUUUUUGUGGUGGGUAUCAACGGAGAGAACGGUAAGGAAUUUGCCACGAGAAACCAUCUCUUUGGGAGGUCCUCAUGUGGAUUCUUGUAUAGCUCGUUAAAGGGUGGUUGCGCAAUCAGACUCCAGUUCAAGUAUAGCACGGCAGAGGAAUGGACAGAGUUCACGUUUGCAGACUUUCAUUUGACGCCAAAACAGGGCAAGGGCUACUUGUUCCAGCGGGACGAGGAUUUCAAGUACUUGACGCGCUCCAUCGAGUUCCAUGGAGAAGGUGCAUAUGCCGAGGGGGGCACCGACACCAACCCUGCCUCGUCUUCCAUCACCGCUCCGUACGACCCCAAUCCCACGGAACUGGCGGACUACCAGGGGCUUUUUAAACCGGAUUCCCAUGUCAUUAUUAUGGGUGACUUGAAUUACAGAACAGUCGUCAACCCCUUCACCAUUUACGAAGAGACGCCUUCCCAGGUCAAGCUCCAGUUGGUGGAUGCUGGCGAACAGCCAGGCGUCAGCAGUAGUGCCGACGAUCCGGACAAGGCCUUCUAUCACCCUUCCAUCGAUGAGUUAGCCUUGUCGCUCGCUAAUAAGAACGGCUGGCUCAGAAAAUUAAAGUUGAAAGAGCCUAAGAUCGCCUUCCGUCCCACCUACAAGUUCAAAAUCGGAAAACUCGACGCGGGCAACCAGAUCUACAACGUGGACAGCUCCCAUAAUCCAUCCUGGUGUGACCGUAUCUUAUUCUUGAACACUUAUGGGGGUCGCGGCGUUGUGAAGGUCAACAGGUACCACAAGAUCGGGGGGUUAGUGGAGAGCGAUCACCAGCCGGUCUUCUUGGAUGUUGUGGUACCAUUCACCGCGCCACAGCCGAUUAUCAGUCAAGACGGGUUCUUGACCCUGUUACAGAAGGUGGAACUCGAUCCUGAGUUCGCCGCCACCGAUGUUACGCCACUUGUAGAGAAGUUCCAGAUGAAAAUCGAAGGCCGAUACCAGUACGUGAAGUACGGCACCGUGCUCAGUGACGCCAUCUUGGCGUACUUGUUUUUCUUCUUGGAGUACAAGGUCGGCUGGUUAGCCUUGGUUCUGUUUGCACUUCUUCUUGUGUGCAAGGCCAUUGGACUCUAG